AUGACGUCUAACCGGAAGGUUGAAGACCUAGAAGCAAAUGUAGAGUCUUUGAUGAGACGUAAGUCGGUCCUUGAGCGUGACACGCUUGACAAAAAGAAUCUCCUUCAGGCUCUGGAGACGCGUCUGGGCAAAUACAGUUCGCAAAAUGAAUGGCGCUCGAUGAAGUUGACGCAGAAAGUUCAUUGGUUGGUCUCUGCUAUUGCUGAUGCUGAAAUCAGGGAACUGGUGUCUUCCCAAGAAGCGGAGGCAGCAAGGAAAGAGUCGAGUCACCUACGCUCACAUAUGAGAGACACUCAAUAUGAAGUUGAAUGUGAAAAAGAAUCGCUUUCCAUUCUGACCAUGAAGCUGGAGAAGACUGAAAAUGAGCUCCAACGGAAUCAGCAUCGAACGGCAGAAUUGGAAGCUCAUCUACCUGCUCUUGCAUCAGCUCAUCAUCAAUCGGAGAUACUUUUGGAGAAAGUUUGGAGUCUAGAAUACCUUCUUGAGAAGGAGCAGGAAAAGGUUACGAAUCUAGAAUCCAUCCUGGAGCAAAAGCAGGCUGAGAUGAGGAAAGCAGAAGAGGCCAUCUAUGCUUGGACGGGACGGUCCGAGGAGACCGAAGCUUAUCUUCAGAGAAGUCAGAUGCGCAUUUCAGAGUUGGAGGCGCACUUGCGAAAAUUGAGCGCGAUUCAACAGCAAGCUGAAGAACUCUCCAAACAGGUCCAGGGUCUAGAGGAGGUUGUUCAACAGAAACAGUCUGCUUUGAAAGCUUUGGAAGCUUCUCGUACAAAAGCCGUGAACAAGCUAACUAAAACUGUUAACAAGUUCAGAGAACUAUGUCAACAGUCAAAAGGAGUUGUUGAUGACCUGAAGCGUGUGCAAGGAAGUGUAGAAAGCAAGGAUGCCGAGAUAAAUCAGCUGAAGGAAGAGCUUGGAAGAUUCUGCGCUGAAGCUCGGCAGUUACAAGAGAGUAGAUUUCAGCAACGCUCUCCUCGUGGAACUUGA
Molecule: messenger RNA, 984 nt
Organism: Marchantia polymorpha subsp. ruderalis
Lineage: Eukaryota; Viridiplantae; Streptophyta; Marchantiopsida; Marchantiales; Marchantiaceae
Source: the annotation of a GenBank genome assembly